Messenger RNA from Neltuma alba, 1297 nucleotides. Its product is annotated as CRAL-TRIO domain-containing protein C3H8.02-like. The transcript is spliced from 6 exons. Bases 158 to 940 code for a protein of 260 amino acids. The record is from RefSeq and is a predicted model, not a curated record. NCBI's taxonomy places the organism in Eukaryota, Viridiplantae, Streptophyta, Magnoliopsida, Fabales, Fabaceae.
CGGCCAGAGAGAAAAAGGGACCGACGGUUGACAAACGAAUACCGAUGGAAAAUAGAACAAUAGAAUGAUUCAAACUGGGAGACGACGUUGCCUGGUGAAAUGAACGGCAAACUGACACGUUAGCGAGAAGGCAGGGAGAUAGGGAAGAAACGGGAACAUGGCACUUCGUCUGGGUCCAAGUUUCAGCCAUCCUCUGAUUGCUUCCAGCGUUUCCGUCAGAACCACUCGCCAAAUCCGCAGGUGUUCGAUUCGGAGCUGUAUCCUGGAACCCAACGAGUCACGCAAGCUAGUGCUGGAAGUGAAGGAGAAGCUUGAGAAAGAAUACCCCAGCCUCCCUGUAGGUAGCAAUGGAAGAGAUGACGAGGAUAUGAUACUAUGGUUUCUGAAAGAUCGCAGGUUUUCUGUUGACGAAGCUGUUUCAAAGUUGACUAAAGCCAUUAAAUGGCGUCAUGAAUUCGGUGUAUCUGAAUUGUCUGAAGAAGCUGUUAAAGCCGUAGCUCAAACUGGAAAAGCAUGUGUGCAUGACUUUCCUGACGUCGAUGGCAGACCUGUGCUUUUGGUGGUGGGAUCAAAGCAUAUUCCCUUAGAAUUUGACCCUUCAGAUGAUAAGAAGCUGUGUGUCUUCUUACUUGAGGAGGCAUUGAGUAGGCUUCCGACUGGUAAUGAACAGAUACUUGCAAUAGUUGACCUCAGGGGUUUCAGAACAGAAAAUGCAGAUCUGAAAUUCUUGACCUUCUUGUUUGAUGCAUUUUACUACUACUAUCCCAGGCGAGUGGCCCAAGUACUGUUUGUGGAUGCUCCUCUCAUUUUUAAGCCAAUUUGGCAAAUGGCCAAGCCCUUGUUAAAAUCAUAUGCUUCUUUGGUGAAAUUUUGCUCUGCAGAGACUGUCAGGAAGGAAUAUUUUACACCAGAAACACUCCCUGCCAGCUUUAGAGAUUGAGAAGGCUUUUCAUGAAGCGAAAUUCUUGUUUGGAAGAUACACAAAGUUGCAGCAAACUGUACGAACUUUAUAGCAGAUGACAAGACAUUGAUAGAUUCAUCACUGUUAAGAGCCACGGUAGAUUCUGUGAGGAAUCUGAGACGAACCAUUCUAAUGAUUGGCGUUCAUUUGUCUUGUUUCUUCUUAUGCAUGAUAUGUAGGAAUCUAUUGGAAAUUGUUCCGAAUAACUACCUUAGAAGUUCAGAUCAUCCAUAUUUAUUCCUGCUACACCAAGAGCAAAAAUUAUAACUCAUACAUGAGGGGUCAAGUGAAAUGAUUUAUAAACAUUUUUUUAAUCGUGAUUUUCAGAAUUUAAAA